AUGAGCCUUAUUAGAAAGAUCCUUGCUGGAAAUGGUUCGCUCUGGGCGAAGGAAAUUUGGGGGAAAAUCCGAUUGCAAGGUCAGAAAGUGUACUGGCACCGUCUAGUGUGGUAUCCUAUGCACCUUCCAAAGCAUAGUUUGAUUACUUGGAUGGACAUCUUAAACAAGUUACCAACUUGUGAUCGCUUGCAACGCAUGGGAUUAGUCACUGCUGGACUGUGCGUUAACUGCAGGGCUUCUAACGAAAGCAGGGAUCAUUUGUUUUCUCAAAGCCCCUUGGCUAUUGAACUCUGGAAAUCUGUACUCCAAUUGAAUGGUAUGAACUACACUGCAAUGACUUUGGAAGAAAUUGUCUCUCGUGCAAGCUCUAUGUGGAAAGGGAAAUCUCUAAUCACCACUAUAUUGAAAAUUUCAUGGAAUGCUUAUAUCUACUUUUUGUAG
Messenger RNA from Hibiscus syriacus, 441 nucleotides. RefSeq lists its product as uncharacterized. NCBI's taxonomy places the organism in Eukaryota, Viridiplantae, Streptophyta, Magnoliopsida, Malvales, Malvaceae. Bases 1 to 441 code for a protein of 146 amino acids. The record is from RefSeq and is a predicted model, not a curated record. The transcript is spliced from 2 exons.